GGAGUGUUCAAAGCCAAAGGGCAGACUCAGAGGACAUAAGAGGAGGCAGCUUCCCUGCCUCAGUUUACCCCCUGUGUGCAUCCAGGCACCUUCCUCCCCGGCUGCCCUCGGGCCCGGGUCCCCAGAGGCCCGGAGUCCCUCCAGUGCCUGGGGGAGCGGAAGGCGAAGCCCUGAGGGGUGGCGGACCGAGUCCUGCCAGCGCCGGCUGGGGGCGGGGCCGGGAGGCCCGCGCUGCUAGGUCCCCGCCCGCUGGUUUCCUCCGGGGUCAGCCCGGCUCCUUAUCAGGCGCGGCCAGGCAGCCCGGCCCUUAUCUGCCCUGGGCCAGCAUCCUCCGGCCGCUGCGCCGCCAGGGGUGAGAGGGAGGAAACCGGGCCGCCGGGGGCGGGGAGAGGGAAGGCCGGCCCAGGAGCCGCUCACUUUCCCUGGAGGAGACCUAAGCGGAGACCUCGGCUAUCCUGGCCCUCCAAGGCCCACGAGGAGGCGCGGCCCAGCGCCGGGGCCUGGAGCAUUGAGGCCGGACCCGAGCGAGACAGCAGAGCCUGGCCUGACGCUGGAAACCACACCCUGGCCCAGACUGCCAACCCUGACGGGACAGAGCCAGGGCACUCACCAGGCUGCAGGAACAGUGCUGGGGUGAGUACCCCCACGUCGGGGUCCAUGUGCCCGCCUCAGGCACAGGCAGAGGUGGGCCCCACCAUGACUGAGAAGGCAGAGAUGGUGUGUGCCCCCAGCCCAGCGCCUGCCCCACCCCCUAAGCCUGCCUCACCUGGGCCCCCGCAGGUGGAGGAGGUGGGCCACCGAGGAGGCUCCUCGCCCCCCAGGCUGCCACCUGGUGUACCAGUGAUCAGCCUGGGCCACAGCAGGCCCCCAGGGGCAGCCAUGCCCACCACAGAGCUGGGCACCCUGCGGCCCCCGCUGCUGCAACUUUCCACCCUGGGAACUGCCCCACCCACUUUGGCCCUGCACUACCACCCUCACCCCUUCCUCAACAGUGUCUACAUUGGGCCAGCAGGACCUUUUAGCGUCUUCCCUAGCAGCCGGCUGAAGCGGAGACCAAGCCACUGUGAGCUGGACCUGGCUGAGGGGCACCAGCCCCAGAAGGUGGCCCGGCGCGUGUUCACCAACAGCCGGGAGCGCUGGCGGCAGCAGAACGUUAACGGCGCCUUCGCCGAGCUGAGGAAGCUGCUGCCGACGCACCCGCCCGACCGGAAGCUGAGCAAGAACGAGGUGCUCCGCCUAGCCAUGAAGUACAUUGGCUUCCUGGUGCGGCUGCUGCGCGACCAAGCGGCAGCUCUGGCCGCAGGCCCCACCCCGCCCGGGCCCCGCAAACGGCCGGUGCACCGGGUCCCAGACGACGACGCCCGCCGGGGAUCCGGACGCAGGGCCGAAGUGGCAGCGCGCUCGCAGCCCGCGCCCCCGGCCGACCCCGACGGCAGCCCCGGUGCGGCGGCCCGGCCAAUAAAGAUGGAGCAAACCGCUUUGAGCCCAGAGGUGCGGUGACCGCACGCGCCAGCAUUUCUGAGCCGGAGGGCACCAGGGACUCGGCCCAGGGCCGUCGAGGAAAGGGCAGUGGACGUGCUGCGCGUGUUCGGGUGCGAACUCCCCCGAAGAAGGACCAGUGAAGACGUCAGGGGCAAGGUCUCGGGGGUCCGGAAGGGUGAUCAUCGCCCCCCAAGGGACCCGCAAACUCUUAAAAAAAAAAAUCACCCACCGCCCUGUGGAAGUGGCCUUGCCUGGUUCCCCUUCGCAGGGGCGCGGUUGGCAAACUAACAUGGCAGAGCAGUCACAGGACCCAA
This is a messenger RNA of Mandrillus leucophaeus (drill), 1796 nucleotides long. It is a transcript of the gene LYL1, whose product is annotated as lymphoblastic leukemia associated hematopoiesis regulator 1. The record is from RefSeq and is a predicted model, not a curated record. The transcript is spliced from 4 exons. Gene Ontology annotation, molecular function: RNA polymerase II cis-regulatory region sequence-specific DNA binding; DNA-binding transcription factor activity, RNA polymerase II-specific; protein dimerization activity. The coding region runs from base 658 to 1500 and encodes 280 amino acids. NCBI's taxonomy places the organism in Eukaryota, Metazoa, Chordata, Mammalia, Primates, Cercopithecidae. Gene Ontology annotation, biological process: regulation of transcription by RNA polymerase II.